AUGAUAGACUCAUCUAUGAAAUCAAGACUUGAUAAGAUCAUUUCAAUAUCAUACUUCUCUUCGUGUCCAGAUAAUGUUAGUAUUUCAUCUUCUAACAGUAAUAACAAGAAGCUUAUGAAGUUAGUGCCAAGAGGAGAAGGUAGAAACCGGCCUGUCAUUCGAAUGAAUGUGUUUGGAAUCGACGUUGAUUGUUGCAUGGCAACUAGAAAUCACCCAUUCUUCAUACUAUGCAAUCAGCAAGAGGGAGAGCAAAUGUUACAGACCAUCCACAAUUACUUCAGAGGGUUUUUCGGAUGCUCUAUUGAGUAUCAUUUAGAAAAUGGUUCCUUGAACUAUAUUCCAAGACUAGAGAACAUCAAGAAUAGUAACCUUUAUUUCUGGAAUGAAGCAACAGCUGCACAAGUAUUGAAUGGGUACUUAACUGCCUCACCCUCACAGGAAUAUAUCCGAGUCUCUUCAAUCGUUGGUUUUGAAUAUGAAAGGAAUCUGAAAUUGGCUCAGACCAGUGUUCUUGAUAUAUGGAUCCCCGACAGUAGAGCUGGAGAGAUUUUGAAUCAUUUCAAGGGAAGGCAACUGUUCAUAAAUGGUGCAAUAAUCACAGAUGAAGAUGUCAUUCAGUUUUUGAACAGUUGGAAAUCAAGUCUAACACAUCAAAAUUUGGAGUACUUGAGUAUUGAUGUCGGGAGUGAUAUUGAUCUAAAUCCAGAAAACAUAAUGAGACAUAUUGACAUCAAACAGUUUGAUGCAAAUAAGAAGAUGCCAGUUUAUAGCUAUGACAGAAGAAGAGGAUGGGAUAAAUGCAACUGGAAAAUCGAAACGUUCGGCAGUCCAAAUUUUAUAGUUCGACAGGCUGAUCAACACGUGGCAUCACUGAAAAUCACAACUCAAGGAGUCCAAUUUUCUUCAUGGAAAAUGACAGAAGAAGAGGUUAUGAGAGAAAGAAUUCAAAAGACUUUCCAGAAAACUCCAAUCCAAAAGGCAAAGCCUAUCGGGAAUUUCAUCAAAAUUUCACAAUUUUCAUGGCUGAUUCAGAGAGAGAUCUUGUCGAGUAUGGAAUUGGUGGAUCUGUUGAUGAUGGCUUCUUGUUCUCAGAAAUUGCAUCGAUAUAUGAAAUCAUUGAUGAGAAGUCGUUUUGACAAGAUAUUCACAAUCACUUAUGAGCAGAGACUGUCGUCGUGCAUCAAUAUCUCAUCAUCUAGUAGUGGAGACGAACCAUUUAUGAGUAUCAAUGGGAGAAAUGAUUUCAAAGGUCGUCCCCUUAUCCCAUUGAAUCUUGUCAGGAUGGAUUUACAAGUAAGUAUGCCAACCAGAAAUCACCCACUUAUGAUACUAUCCGAUUGGGAACAUCAAGGAACAAUGCUUACAUCUAUCCACAAUUAUUUCCUUGACUUCUUUGGUUCAUCGAUCAAAUAUCAGUUAAAUGUUAACAACCUGAUACGACCAUUUUCAAAACUGAAGAAUAUCAGUAGUACAGAUUUAUCGAGUGACAUAGGAGUAGCUGAGUUCCUUAUGAUCUCUCCUAAUCAGGAUUUUAUCAGACUUUCUGAGUUAGGAAGCCCUUUGCUUGGAAGAAAUUUGGAAUUUGCUAGGACCAAAGUGUUAGAUAUUGGAACAAUGACUUGCUCAGCAGAUGACAUUUUAUCCAAUUUCGAAGGUAGACAGUUGUUUAUUGAUAAUGGCAUCUUAAGCGAUGCAGCUAUCAUCCAAUUUCUUAACAAGUGGAGAUCGAAUGAAGGAUAUCAGAAUUUAGAGUAUUUCAGUAUUACUGUCUGUCCUUUUAGACACCCUCUCAACCCAAAUCGUAUAAUGAAUAGUAUUCCAAUCAAUCGAUUGGACUCAUCUGAUAAACUGCCGGUUUACCAAGUUGCUAAAAGAGAUCACUAUAUGAAGCGUACAUGGGGAAUUCACAAGUUCAGCAGUCCAAAUUAUAUUGUUCGAGAGAGUGAACAACACGUGGCAUCCGUAAUGAUUACGGAGAGCAAUAUCACCUUUGCCGCGUGGAAUAUGACUGAAAAGGAGUUUUUGGAGAAACUCCCCAUCAAGAGAUUCUAUUGA
Molecule: messenger RNA, 2055 nt
Organism: Caenorhabditis remanei
Lineage: Eukaryota; Metazoa; Nematoda; Chromadorea; Rhabditida; Rhabditidae
Exons: 5
Coding region: 1-2055 (684 amino acids)
Biological process (GO): embryo development
Source: RefSeq, a predicted model, not a curated record